Molecule: messenger RNA, 1284 nt
Organism: Cannabis sativa
Lineage: Eukaryota; Viridiplantae; Streptophyta; Magnoliopsida; Rosales; Cannabaceae
Exons: 10
Coding region: 143-1075 (310 amino acids)
Source: RefSeq, a predicted model, not a curated record
AGUGACGUGACGUAGCAAAACGAACCAAAGCCACGUGUCCCUCUGAAACUCUUCCCUACGGAUCACCUGGGAAUCUAGUGGUAUUGAGAACUCGCCUGGGUUACGACUCAGACCCGAAGCUGCGGCCGGACGGAUCACAUUCAUGGCUAGGGUUCUCCAGUGGAGCCACUCCAAGACUGUUGUCCUACUCUGGUUCCUCACUGCCAUAAUCUUCUACUCUCUCUUCCAAAUGGCUCUUCGAAAUUCCAUUUCCAAUUCCACAUCUUCAGUCUCGAUGGCUUUAAAUGAGGAUCGGAGGUCGAAAUUGUACGAUGGUAUGGCUCGGGAUUUGGAUGAGAAGGGACCGGCUUUUCUGAAGCAUGGUGAGACUUCUCAGUCCUUGUCACUCUCGGAUAUUUUUAUUCUCAAGGAUGGAGCUGUGGAGCCUGCUCUUAAGGCAGCUAAUCCACCUGUUCGUGCUAAUGUUUUGUAUCUCAGCACAGAGUACUCAGUGCCUAUCUCAGAGACUAUAAAACGAAUAAUAAAUCCCUACUUUGACAAAUCUAUCUGGUUUCAGAACACAAGUUUGUACCAUUUCAGUAUGUUUCAUGCCUCGCAUCAUAUUGCGCCAGUUCCUGCUACUGAGAAUGAGAUUGAAACUGAGGCAACUGCUGUUAAAGAUGUUGCAAAGACUCUAUGCUCUUUAAACAUUGUUUUGGAUAGAGUGGUCUUAACAUCAACAGGUGUGCUUCUAGGGUGCUGGCAGGUAGUUUCUGGGACAGAUCCAGUAACGAUUCGUACCAAACUAAGAACUGCACUUCCCCGUGCACCAGAAAAGCAACUUUAUGAUGCUGCAAUUCUUCACACAUCAUUUGCAAGGCUUCUUGGUCCACCCAAAGCUUCAGCCACGGAGAUGCAUAAUGCAGAUCUUGUCAAGUUCUUCCAUGAGCUAGUUGCUCACCUAAACAAGGAACUCCGUGGAUUUAAGGCUGCAAUUUCUGAGCUCUGGUACGUGGAGGAAUAUGAUGUGUUAGCCCUUGCUUUGAAUGGGAGAAUGAAUGUUCGUAAAUUUCAGCUUGGCUGCACCAGAAACUGAUGUUUCAAAGUCGAGAGAUUUAGUCCAUUGUAUAUUCUCAAGGUUCACUACAUGAUCUAUAAGCAUGAUACACGAACUUCCUUUUUAAUUGCUAUAUUAUAUUACCUUCUUUACUGACAAUUUUACAGAGAGUCUUAGAUGUAUGAUGUAUCUAUAACAAUGAUAUCUACGAAUAUUAAACAUUUAAUAAUAUUAGUUACAAUUUCUUA